AUGCGGGGCGAUCCCGAUCCGUCGCGAAAGUUUCACGUGGUGAUGACGACGAAUAAUGCGGUGUAUCAGGGGUGGCAGGCGCGGGUGAUGUAUUAUCACUUUCAAAAGCAAAAAGCCGCGCAAGGACCGAACGGGCAGAUGGGCGGGUUCACGCGCGUGCUUCACGACGUCGCGGAUGGGUUAGAGGACGAAAUUCCGACGUGCAUCGUGGAUAGAUUAGAGGAUGAGUUAGGGUUCGUGGUCUUGAGCCGCCCGUUUGCGUUCGUGCAGUUUUUUGAAAAGUGUCCGCAAAUCGAAGAAGACUUCAUCUUGAUGGCGGAGCCGGACCACUUGUACAUUAAACCCGUGCCAAACUUGAUGCGCGGCGACACGCCGGCGGCGUUUCCAUUCUUUUACAUCAAUCCCAAAGAGAAACCGGACAUCGUCAGGCGGUUUUUGCCGGGAAUCACGGAUGAAGAGAUGAAGGAUAUCGACGGUAUCGGCAGCUCGCCCGUGUUCAUUAGAAAAGACGACCUCGAGCGUCUCGCCCCGGCGUGGGCGGAGAUGUCGGUGGCGCUACAAAAAGACAAAGACGCCAAAGCGGCGUGGGGAUGGGUGAUCGAGAUGUACGGAUACACGUUAGCCGCGUACAAGCUCGGGAUCUCGCACGAUUUGCGACCGCAAAUGGCGGCGCAGCCGCCGUGGGACAAGGCCGUCGGCGACUUCAUCUCCAUCCACUUCACCUACGGCAUGGAUUACGACUUAGACGGCGUCUUCACUCCGGGGAAAAUCGGCGCCUGGCGUUUCGACAAGCGUUCGUACUCCCACGCGUACCCUCCCAAAAAGAUCCCCGACCCGCCGAAGGGCAUGAACAACGAUUUGGUGCGCGCCCUCGUCGACGCCGUGAACGAGGCGUCGGCCGCGCUCCCGGACUGGGGCAAGUGGGGCACCGAAAACGUCAUCGCGGGAUUUAAUUAG
This is a messenger RNA of Ostreococcus lucimarinus CCE9901, 957 nucleotides long. RefSeq lists its product with no specific name. Gene Ontology annotation, molecular function: glycosyltransferase activity. The transcript has a single exon. NCBI's taxonomy places the organism in Eukaryota, Viridiplantae, Chlorophyta, Mamiellophyceae, Mamiellales, Bathycoccaceae. The record is from RefSeq and is a predicted model, not a curated record. The coding region runs from base 1 to 957 and encodes 318 amino acids.